Molecule: messenger RNA, 1495 nt
Organism: Amyelois transitella
Lineage: Eukaryota; Metazoa; Arthropoda; Insecta; Lepidoptera; Pyralidae
Product: monocarboxylate transporter 1
Exons: 8
Coding region: 63-1418 (451 amino acids)
Biological process (GO): transmembrane transport; monocarboxylic acid transport
Molecular function (GO): monocarboxylic acid transmembrane transporter activity
Source: RefSeq, a predicted model, not a curated record
UCUCAUACGAAGUGGCUCAGUCACAAUAAUCAUACAAUUUAAAUCAGACGUGUUGUCAGGAAAUGGAUAAACAUGUAGAAAAUGUGACCAAUAGUGUUAAACACAAUGUUGACAACGAUAGAUGGGGAUAUGUGGUUUGUUUUGGAACCAUCAUAUGCUUCAUCGCUGGCAUCGGCCACGUGAAUUCCUUUGGCCUGAUAUACAAUGACUUUAUUACCUCAACAAACUCUACAGCCAAAUCUUUGACAUCCGCUCAUGGGGUGUUUGCUAUAAUGCUGGCUAUAGGAGGAAUUAUUCUCAAUAUAAUCUCCAAAAGAGUAUCAUUACAAAUUGGAGGUUUCAUUGGAGCUAUAUUAUUAUCUUUAGGAUCAUUUUUCACAAUUUUUAUAACAAACACAGCACAGCUGCCAUUUACUUUCGGCACACUUCAAGGCAUUGGCUUUGGCAUGAUUGUACCCGUUUGUUACUCAACUCUCAAUUUCUACUUUGUAAGAAAGAGAACUACAGUAAUGAGCAUGUGCAAAGCAAUUCAAGGAGUGAUUUUGAUGUGGUAUCCUCAACUGAUAAAGAUAAUAUUAUCUUCAUACGGAUUCCGAGGAACUUUACUUAUCAUAAGUGGAAUAACUUUACACACAUUUCCUGGAGUAUUGGCAAUGAGGACUCAGAUCGGAAAGAAGCCCGAAAACAAAACAAAUAUUGAAUCUGGGAAAACAAGAGACGAGAAUGUUGAUUUGUUGAAUGAAAAUGAAAGUAACAGGAAAGUUGAAAGCGAAAAUGAUAAGAAGGAAGAACCGAAAAGUAUUAUCAGUAAACUUGGAUUCAUAGUACAAAACUAUUUAAAUUUAAGAAUCUUGAAGGAUCCGGUCUAUUGUAACAUUUGCAUAGGUCAGAGUUUUGUUAACUUCUCCGAUGUGACCUUCUUUGUUUUACAACCAAUGCUACUUUUUCAAUACGGCUAUAGUAAGACUGAGGUUGCCAUGUGUAUAUCAAUAUGCGCCGGCGCAGACGUCACUGGUCGUUUCGUGCUGGCCGCAGUAAGCAGCUUCACGCAUAUCAAUGUUCGAUUGAUUUUCUAUGUCACAACAUGUCUCACUUUACUCAGUAGAAUAGCCAUUCUCCAAGUGCGACAGUUCGUCUGGGUAGCGAUAGUGACUGGAAUCCUGGGCGUGCUCCGUGCGUGGCUCCACGUCGCAAGUCCACUAGUCAUCUCCAACCAUGUCCCACAUAAGGACUUCCCUGCAGCAUACGCCCUUCUGUUGCUGUCAGUCGGUUUGGUCAACGUAGCCUUCGCGCCAGCCAUUGGUAUGCUAAAGGACGAAUACCAAGAUUACAUUCCCGCGUUUUACGCCCUUGCAGUUUGCUGUUUGCCCUGCCUAUUUUGUUGGGCAAUCGAGUUUAGUAUUAGACGAAAGUGGUGAAACUUUCAAUGGAGUAAUUUGAACCUUUUAUUGCAUUACUAGCUGUCUCCGGCGGUUUUGGUUCAGUGGAAAUUGUC